CUCUCUCUCUGAACGCAGAGGCACCCUGUUCAAAAAAAAAAACCAGAGAAGAGAGAGCGAGAGACCUCGACCUUCUCUCCCUUUCUCUCUCUCUCUCUCCGACGAGCAAUAAGUGAAGAAGAAGGGUCUUCGAGUACGGGCUCUGCUGCAGCGACAGUCAAGAGGAGGAAGAAACAAGAGAGAGUUAAACCCUAAUUUUCUGGUCCCAAAAGCCCAACGCGCACACAGAGGAGGAGAGGAAGGAAAAGCUGCUCCUUUCCCCCCUCGUCCGCCAUUGAUGAGCUCUGCCCUGCGCCCCCACUCCCCCCCUUCAUUCAAAGCGGGGGCACACUGCUCACUUUCCUCCUCCUCUGAUCGAUUCUUGAAUCUCUUCUUUUAACCGACGAAUCUCUGUGUGUGUGUGCGCGCGCGUCUCUCUCUCUCUUCGUUUCUUAGCAUCUGAUUCGGGGUUGCCAGUUCGAGCUAAGUCCAAUGCACGAGUGAUCAGAUUCGUGCUUCGUCCUCACCUUUGUUGACUUUCUCUCCUCUGAUCAUUUUCCACCGGCUUUCGAAUUGCUAGUCUCUCUUUCUGUCUUCUUCUUCUACUGCAUCUUGUUCUGGAGAGAGAGAGAACCGGGGUCCGUGAGAGGGCGUCGGGGAUUUACCCUUUGCUUGAGAGGAUGAUCGAGCAUCGCCGUGACUCGGACGGUGAACUCAGCAGCGUCGAGACCUUGAAUUCGGGCCACGCCAGUUCGAUGAGCAGCAGCUCCCGCGGCAGCUGCAGCAGCUUCAGCCGCCUCUCCUUCGACGCGGCCCUGCUCGACCACCACCACGGCCUCGGCGCCGCCUCCGCCGCCGAGGUCCUGGCCAUAAAGCCGCACCGGUCCUCCUCCGACUCGGUCUACUCCGCCAUGCUCCGCCGCGGCGCGAGGCCCGGGUUCCGCGACUUCCGCCUCCACCGCCGCAUCGGCUCCGGCGACAUCGGCACCGUCUUCCUCUGCAGCCUGAAGGAGGGCCCGGGCGGCGGCGGCGAUCCGGCGGACGGUGGGGAGACGCAGCAGCCGGCGCCCCUGUACGCGAUGAAGGUGGUGGACAAGGAGGUGGUGGAGAAGAAGCAGAAGAGCCAGCGGGCGGAGAUGGAGCGGCGGAUCCUCAAGAUGGUGGACCACCCUUUCCUGCCCACCCUCUACGCCGAGUUCGAGGCCUCCCACUUCUCGUGCAUUGUCAUGGAGUACUGCUCCGGCGGCGACCUCCACUCCCUCCGCCACAAGCAGCCCAACAAGCGCUUCUCUCUCGCCGCCGCGAGGUUUUAUGCUGCGGAGGUGCUGGUGGCGCUAGAGUACCUCCACAUGCUUGGAAUCAUCUACAGAGACUUAAAGCCCGAGAACGUGUUGGUCAGAUCGGACGGUCACAUCAUGCUCUCUGACUUUGACCUAUCCCUAUGUUCCGACGCCAUCCCGGCCGUUGAAUCCCCGUCGACAUCGGCGGUGGCGACCCCGGACCCCUCCCGGCACGACCCGCGACGGCAGACGGCGGCGGCGGGCGCCCCUCCUCCUCCCCCGCCUCCGUCCGCUUCGCCGUUCUCCUGCCUCCCCAGCCCCAACCGGCUCUUCCGGUCGCGCAAGAUCCAGAGCCUCGCCCCGGGGAACCGGAUGUUCGUGGCCGAGCCGGUCGGCGCCCGGUCGCAGUCCUUCGUCGGGACCCACGAGUACGUGGCGCCCGAGGUCGCCUCCGGCGGGUCCCACGGCAACGCCGUCGACUGGUGGGCCCUCGGGGUCUUCAUCUACGAGAUGGUCUACGGCCGCACGCCCUUCGCCGGCGCGUCCAACAAGGCCACCCUCCGCAACAUCGUCGAGAAGCCCCUCGCCUUCCCGGGCCCCGCCGACGCGCCCCCCGCCGCCGCCCCGGAGCUCUACGCCCGCGACCUCAUCGCCGGCCUGCUCUGCAAGGACCCGGCCCGCAGGCUCGGGUCGAGGCGCGGGUCCGCCGACGUCAAGAAGCACCCCUUCUUCAAGGGCCUGAACUUCGCCCUCGUCCGGUCCCUGACGCCGCCCGAGAUCCCCGGCCUGAGGCUGAGGCGGCAGAGGACAACGACGGCGGCGAGGAGGCAAACGACAGCCUUCGAUUAUUUCUGAGCGGUGGGGAAGCAGAGAAACAGCGGUGGGCUUUCGGCCACGUGUCCGGCUAGACCUGCCAGGUUUUGGGCCACUGGCAGUUUGAUAGUUUGUACAUUUGUGUUUCCUUCUUGUUAAUCCUAUGUUUAGGAAGUAGGUUGUCUAUGUCUCUUUAGGGUUUAUCAUGUGUACGAACUUGCCUAACUUCAGAAAGAGAAGUCCUAUUCAUAUA
Syzygium oleosum is the source of this 2325-nucleotide messenger RNA. Its product is annotated as protein kinase PINOID. Gene Ontology annotation, molecular function: protein serine/threonine kinase activity; ATP binding. The coding region runs from base 660 to 2114 and encodes 484 amino acids. Gene Ontology annotation, biological process: protein phosphorylation. The record is from RefSeq and is a predicted model, not a curated record. NCBI's taxonomy places the organism in Eukaryota, Viridiplantae, Streptophyta, Magnoliopsida, Myrtales, Myrtaceae. The transcript has 2 exons. Gene Ontology annotation, cellular component: plasma membrane; cytoplasm; nucleus.